Punica granatum (pomegranate) is the source of this 837-nucleotide messenger RNA. The record is from RefSeq and is a predicted model, not a curated record. NCBI's taxonomy places the organism in Eukaryota, Viridiplantae, Streptophyta, Magnoliopsida, Myrtales, Lythraceae.
AAAAUCCAUCGCCGUUCAGCGGACUGGACGGUGCAGAUCACGAUUGGGCUUCUCUAUAAAGACCCAUCGGACCCGUCGCGCGGGGACGGAUCUCUGCAAACACGGUGCCGUCGAAAAGCUGAUACGUCCGCCUGCCUCUGCAUUGCUCAGCCCAGAAAGCUAAAAUGGCUGAAUCAUCAAAAGAGCUCAAGAAGCCCUUGGUCAAGAAAGUUUGUGAACUUCGCCCACUUGACUCUGGGCUCACCCUUACUGUCAAAGUUGUUGAUACGAAAAUGGUAGCACCGAAGGGUCGUCAAGCACGGACUGCUGAAUCCUUGGUGGGUGAUGAGACAGGAAUAAUUGUUUUUGUUGCUAGGAAUGAUCAAGUGGACAUGAUGAAGGAGGGUAGCACUGUGAUCUUGCGCAAUGCUAAGAUCGAGAUGUACAGAGGAUCAAUGAGGCUUGCCGUGGACAGGUGGGGCCGCAUCGAAGCCACCGAGCCUGCCAGCUUCACCGUGAAGGAAGACUGCAAUCUAUCACUGAUCGAAUUCGAGACAGUGAACGUGGUUGAAUAGACUCUCCUUCGGUACCAUCUAGGGCGACCUUUAUACAUUUGUGACCUUCAAACUGGGAAAGUUGUCAGUAGCAAAAAGAAAUCUACCCUCUCCUUUUUGUUGGUGCAGACAAAUGUCAGAUUCCCAGGAAGGGAAGGUUUUUGGUCUUGAGUUAUGAAUGUUUCCUUAGUUUAAUUUAAUUUUCUCCCUUUAUAUUUUCUGCAGCUCAUCCGUUAGAUUAUAUUUUAAGUGGGAUCUUAAGACGAUGGUGAUGGCUGUAAAUUGAUGAGACAUGCACUUUGAA